Sinocyclocheilus grahami is the source of this 1177-nucleotide messenger RNA. RefSeq names its product calcium-binding protein 2-like. The record is from RefSeq and is a predicted model, not a curated record. Lineage: Eukaryota; Metazoa; Chordata; Actinopteri; Cypriniformes; Cyprinidae. The transcript is spliced from 7 exons. Gene Ontology annotation, molecular function: calcium channel regulator activity; calcium ion binding. Gene Ontology annotation, cellular component: cytoplasm. Bases 188 to 1177 code for a protein of 329 amino acids.
CGCUCAAUGGGGUCACGAGGGAAUGAACAAACUCUGCGCGAGCGACCUGUUCGAUGCUCUCGCGCUCUAUAAAGUCCUUCACUCAGCUUCCACCGGAGAGAUACCCACCUGCCCAACGACACGCUUAAAUAUUCAGGCUGAGAUAUCUGACUGAGCUGUAAAACUUCACUAGUUUGUGAGGGUCAAAAUGAGCUCCUCGCUUCCAAAAAGCGAAUCCACCACAUCCCUAAUCAAAACGAACCGGAGAGUCCGCGCGGACCCCGCGAGCCACCGCAACGGGCACCGGCAUGCGGGAGGCGGCGGAGGUGGCGAGGACUCGUGCUGGACCGAUGAGUGCGAUGCCACCGCCCGCAGACCUUUGUGCCAACCGAAACACGGACGAAAAGGUGAGAAGAUCCAGAAUUAUCAGGAGGAUGGACCGGAACACCGCAAACCGUCACGGCACCACCACACCAUUAACCCUCCGGGCCAACUCCACGGGAAUCCCCGCACCAGCCGGACGCCCUCGCCGACUUCAUCCCUCUCCAAGCGCUCGGACGAAGCCGCGCUGUUCUUUGAAACGAAGGACAAGCAUCGGACGGGCUCGAAUCAAAGCGUCACCUCCAGUCCACCUCCAGCGCUUCAGCCCAGCAGCACACGCGCCCACGGGAGAGCGAGCGCGUCCAGCGGCGCGCUUGAUGCAGACCUCCAUCCCAUAGUCAAAUCAGUCUUUGGACAGAACAGAGAGCUGAGACCAGAGGAACUGGAUGAGCUACGAGAAGCCUUCAAAGAGUUUGAUAAAGACAAAGAUGGCUUCAUUGGCUGCAAAGACCUGGGCAACUGCAUGAGAACCAUGGGAUACAUGCCUACUGAGAUGGAGCUCAUCGAACUGAGUCAGCAGAUCAACAUGAACUUGGGAGGACAUGUGGACUUUGAGGACUUUGUGGAGUUGAUGGGCCCCAAACUUCUGGCUGAGACGGCAGAUAUGAUCGGAGUAAAGGAAUUGAGAGAUGCUUUCAAAGAGUUCGACACCAACGGAGACGGUCAGAUCAGUACAGCAGAACUAAGAGAGGCCAUGAAGAAACUGCUGGGCCAGCAGGUGGGUCACAGAGAUCUGGAGGACAUUCUGCGGGACAUCGAUUUAAACGGAGACGGGCACGUGGACUUUGAAGAUAUGACAGAAAUGGCAGUGGACUGA